Messenger RNA from Sorex fumeus (smoky shrew), 477 nucleotides. RefSeq names its product formation of mitochondrial complex V assembly factor 1 homolog (gene FMC1). Gene Ontology annotation, cellular component: mitochondrion. Lineage: Eukaryota; Metazoa; Chordata; Mammalia; Eulipotyphla; Soricidae. The record is from RefSeq and is a predicted model, not a curated record. The transcript is spliced from 2 exons. The coding region runs from base 43 to 384 and encodes 113 amino acids.
UGCGCGUGCGCGGGCCGCCCGGAAGCGGCCGAGGACACGGACAUGGCUGCCCUGGGCUCCCCGACGCGCACUCUGCGGGGCCUUCUGCGCGAGCUGCGCUACCUGGACGCGGCUACUGGCCGGCCGUAUCGCGACACCGCGGCCUACCGCUACCUCGUGAACGCGUUCCGCGCACAUCGGGUGACCAGUGAGAAGUUAUGCCGAGCUCAGCACCAGCUUCAUUUCCAGGCGGCCACUUACCUCUGCCUCCUCCGCAGCGUCCGCCAGCACGUGGCCCUCCAUGAGGAAUUCCACGGCAAGGGGGAGCGCUCCGUGGAAGAGUCGGCUGGCUUGGUGGGGCUCAAGCUGCCCCACCAGCCCGGGGGGAAGGGCUGGGAGUCGUGAAGACGAGAGAGACUCCGCGUGUGCUGCUGCCUUCAUCCUGGAAGGUCAUUUCUCUAUAUAUGUAUUUAUCAUUAAAUUAUUUGGAAAAGUUGA